AGUCGCUACAAGUGUGCGCCGCCGGUCGAACGUGUACUCUGUCCGCAUGGCUUUGUUGGCCAAAUAACUACAAGCAGUAGCGAUCGAGCGUUAGAUCGACAAUUCGCCUCCAACACGACGGAGCCGGAGUGUGUGUGUGGACGGCUCGCUAACAUUUUUUAUACAAUUACUUUUAGUCGGAAAUAUUUAACAAAUUUAUCAUAAUAAUUGAAAAUAGUAAUUAAAGUGAAACAGCAACAACAACACGCUUAAAUUGAUCGCAGUGAAUUAAUUCAGUGGAAAUUAAAAGUGUGUGACUCAAGCUCAGCUUUUGUUAUUGUUGCAUGACCGGUAAGUCAUCACGAGUUAACUAAUAGCGAAAGGGCGUGCCGACAUCAGUCGACAAGUUGCUGGAUGCGCGCAGAAGUUCAGUGUGUAGGCUGAAGGCCGGCUGUGCCCAGAAGAUUCUCGUCGUGAAUUGCGAAUAAAGGCCGAGGGAAGCGCCAUAAAUUACAAUUAAAAUCUGGUGAAUCGGGGGAAUUACAAACGAACAGAUUCCGACUGAGCGCCACACAACCUAGGCGAUCUUAGGAAUAAAAAGGAUAAACCAAUCAACUAGAUGCGAGCUACUUUUAAAAAUACGCCAGUAAACGAUAUUUAUAAAAAGCUUCCCAUCCAGUAGCCGCAGAGAGGAUGAGUGCUAAAACUUAAACAAAACAAGCAGGAAGAGACAACUGUAAAUUUAGUUGUAACCGAAAUAAACAACGAAAAAACUAAUUAAAACAAACGCGACUAAACGCUCGGCAAGUGCUAAUGAUCUUCUAUAAAUAUACAACUUAAGCAAAGAACAAGAGCGUAGGCAAAUAAGGGAGCAAACACCAGCCGUAGUGAGUGAGUGCUUAAAGUGCCAAGACAACGCGCGACAACACAAGUGAAUAGCGCCUCAAAGUAUGUUCAACUUGCUGCGGCGCUCCUCAAAGAAGAAGAAGAAAUCCAAUCAGGAGAAGAGUCCCAAGGCAGCGCGCUAUUCAGCGGGAGUGGCGCCAGAAGAGCGCGCUGCUAGUAGCGACAGUGAUAAAGCACCGAGAACCGCUUCCAUUGAGCGUUACCGCUCUUAUAAUGAGUGGCAGCGCGAACGAGAGCGCGAGCGCGAAUAUGAGCGAGAGCGGCAGCGCGAUGAGCGGCGCAUAGGGUUACCAACACACGCGUUUGCGGGCAAAACGUUUACACGCGCGGAAAUAGAAGAAUUCGAUGAUUUAAAAGAUUUAGAAGAAGACGAAUACGACUAUUGCGAUGAUGAUGAAGAUGCGAGAAGUGAUGAAAGUGGACUGGCGAAUGCGGGACGCAAAUCACUGCUGGCGGGGCGUGGUGCGGCGGCAGUGAACGAGCAUUGUAGCUAUUUUCGCAGCAAGCGCAUUGAUGAUGAACGCGAACGCGAAGUGGGGGACAAAUUAAAUUUAGCAAAAACAACAGCUGCCAACAACACGCUCACGGCGAAUGAAGAAAUUGAUGCUUUCGCACGGGGUGGUGGGGUUGUGGCAACCACAGGCAGUGUCGCGUCGUCUGCGUUGCCCAACAAAGCGGCCACUUUGCGUAGCAAUGAUUUUAAUGUCGACAUAAUAAAUAAGUUUUCAUCUAAUCCAAGCAAAUUGGAUGUGCACAGCGUUGUUGGGCACGAACGCGAGGACGAUGAUGAUCGCACCGCACGAACGUACGCUGUGCGCGACGCUUCUGAUUGCGGUGAGUAUGAGUCGCUGAAUCGCCAUGGCAGUUCGAACGCAGAAGCUGUGUGGCAGGGGCGCACUUUACCAGUUGUCAUUAGCGGAAAUUAUAAUAAAAACGAUCGAUGCGCCAAUCGAUCAAUAAUCGAUACAGAAGAACGCGGAUCUAUUCACCAAAUCGCGAGUAGCGCCGCGCGCGCCGAAAAUGUCGAAAGGGCUGUCGCAGCGGCUGCGGGUAGUGAAAAUAGAUUUAGACACGGUAACGGUAAUAGGCACAAAAGUGAAGCAUUUCAUAGUGAUGAGCAAAUUGCACUAGCCACUAACACAGCAAGUGCUGCGGCAAUUAACGAAGUGAAAUAUCGAAAUCUUGAGAAAACAAAUAAAACACCGAAAGUGCAAAAAAGCCACGAAGCGAAACGACAAUCGAGACUAUCGCUGACAUUGGGACUGAAUUUGAAGGGUGCGCGCAGUAAAAGUAUCACCGACGUCUCAGCUGCCACCGCCGAUUCCAGCAGUGUCACUGGCUACUACAGUGGUUCGAGUAGCUGCUCUGGACGCGGUCCGCGAAAGCGUUCACAACUUGGCAAAGCAUUUAGGUAUUCAUUUCUGCGCGGACGUUCGAAGAGUAGUGACACAGAAACGCCCUACGAGGAGGACGACUCCGCCGCGUCCGUGUUGGAGAAUUCGAAAACCGAACGCAGUGUUAACGGUGUUGGUAGUAAGGCUUUCAAAAAGAGUAAAGAAUUCUUAAGUGAUUUAUUUAUGGCGCGUGGACGUAAUCAUAACCGCAGUCGCCAUACACAAGCACAAGUGCAGAGCGCUGCCCAAAACCAACAUUUACACACACAACAACAGCAGCAGCAAAAAUUGGCACAACUUCAGCAGCAAAAGCAACAACAAGGAACCGCGAAGGACACCCGUACGUUAGCACCUGUCAGCGCGCCAACAAACGUCAACAACAAUAGUCAUCCCCGUCAUAAUCAACGGCAACAGCAACAACGAAAUUGUCAUAACAAUAGUUCCUCCCCUACCGGUCCAGUCAAAGUAAUGCAAAAUGGCCAAAAUAAUUCGGCUAGUACACACCUUGACUUGAUCUCCGACCCCUCGUACGCUUCCACAAAUAGUUAUCAAAUAACGAGGUCUAAUAAUAGCGCGAAGAAUGUGCGCCGAACGUUCGAAGACGAAGAGCGCCAACGACGCAGCAAUUCAGCGGGAGAGCAGCAACUGAGCGCGAGAGCUGAUACGAUGGAUGCCGGUUUGCGUGCGCGCUCAGCAGAUCCGCAGUGGAGCGCGAGGGAGACUGGAGCCCAGCAUGAGAGCAAAGUGAUCGAAGAGGAGUCGUCCGAACAGAGGCUGAAAGCGCCCUGUGGCAGCGAGUGUGAUGUUAUUCGCGAGAUAAGAGUCGAGUUGAACGGUACUUUCAAAACGGCAGGCACGGAUAACAACAACGCGGAACAGCCGAAUGAACGUGCGGGGUGUACUGCAGACGAUCUGCGUAAGAAUAAAUCAAACAACGCAAGUAAACAAAACGAAACAUCGAAGGUCGCGGGUGAAGGGUGUAUAAUAGAAAGUGACGUUGAGGCAGAAGAAGCUGACGCAGUAAGUGUGUGUGAAAGUGACGUCGAAGUUGGCGGUAACAGUGAUCUUAAUGAUAAUCAGUGCAACACCGAAGUGACGACAUGUAGUGCAGCGAGUGAGGCACCGCAAAGUGCGUUCCCCUUAACAGCAACAACAACCGCAAGUGUACCAACAAAUAACGCGAGCGGCAACCGCGAAGCGUGUGACGUACCGUCGCCAAUAUCAACUUUUCCGUCUUCGUCUGUGUACCCAAGCGACGCCGCGUCCAUGGGACAGACUAACGCUAAACCGAGCGAAGCCGCGCCCAGUUCCUACGCUGACAUAUCGGAUGCAUUUCGCGAAACCGUUUUGCCGCAAACGAAUAGCAGUGACGUGAGUGCAAGUGUUAACGAUGCACCGCGAGUGCCGAUAUUACCCAAAAUAACAGUUGUGGACUGCAGCGGUAGUUCAAGUGGUCAAGAGAAUAGUAUAGCUGGAAGUCCGGUGGAGCAGGAAGUGUUUUACGAUUUCGAAAAUGAACCGCCAAUUACGAAACGCGAAAGCGCCGGCGUGGAGAUAAGCGCGGUAGAUGACGAUGUGGAAGACAUCGAGGAUGAUGAGGUCUUCCACGAUCAGGAAAUUCCCGCAACUGUUUACCAACCCAAAUGGCCAUUGCGUUAUAAUCACAGGAAACUGGAGAAUGUGCCCGAGCAAGAGGAAAAUGAGGAGGACAGCGAUACCAAGUACGCCGCAAAUGAUGGCGAUGCAGACAGCUUGGCAGACUCGGACUCUGACGGCAUAGAGGCUGGUGCCGGUAUUGACGUGACAAAAAUCGACAACCUUGACAUUGAAUACGAGGAUAGCCAACACUUCGAUAGCCCUGAGCGCAGCACACUCAAGAGUGCCAAUACGAGUGAUUCCAAUCUGAGCAACAGCUACCCCGAUUCGGGUAUCAGCGGCAUUGAUUCUCACAGCUCGUCAACAUCGUCGUACAGCCGCCGGCAUUCGAGUAGCGACAAUGAAACGCGCGCUACGCGUUCAACAAAGAGCGGGUCACCAAUAAUGCAACAGCAUUACAAUAACAACAACAAUCGUCAACAACAACAACACACACAGUCGUUGGCACAUCAGCGUUUGCCCUUCGUGCGCGAUGGCAAUUCGACCGAUUGCGAUGAGACGCUAAUGCAAUGCGACGAUCUCGACUAUCUGGCAGAGGCUGUGGAUCCGAAUGAACGUUUGGUCUGCAUCGAGAGCAUCAGUUUGCCGGAUGUGGUAGUGGAGUCAACGACCGGGUCGUCGGUUGCUAAUAUAUCCGCUUCCACCGCCACCUCGUCUAGUAAGGGCGACAGUGAGCAGAUUAUCAAUAUCAACGGUGCCACAGGGAACAGUAUUGGUAAUGUGCACUUCAUACCGAUUCAUGUGGAGGGUAGCGCACCAGCGACGCCGAAGAGACGCAGUCUUGACGACAGUGUGCUCGGCAGUGGUGGUGGCAUUAACAAAUCCUUCGCGCACAUGAACGGGCUGCAUCAGAAGUCAACAGUGGAGAUAAUAGAGGAGGACAGUGAAUUGACAAACGGCUCGGUGAACGGUUACCAGAGCAAGGAGAACGACGAAACGGUGGAAAAGCUGAGACGCGAACUAAUUGAACAGAAAUCACGUUACAACACACAAAUUGGGGACGCGCAGAAGAAUGUGCAAAAUCUGCAGAACAAAGUCAGCGAGAUGCAGGCGAAAAUCGAAAAACUGGAACAAGAGAUGUCGGCGAAGGCGUGGAAUGUAGAGCGAUUGCAGGGCGAGCUGAGAGCGGCGCAAAAGGACGAUGACUUCGUGCGAAAGCGACUGAAGCUGCUGGAAGAUGAAAAGACAAGUCUGCGGCAUAAGUACAGUGAGAACGAGGAUGAAUUUAGGAAGAAAUAUGAGGAACUCGAAACGCAGUAUCAGGAACUGGAGGCUAAGUACAAUGAGACGAAGAGUUUGGCCAGCAACUUGCAAACUCAACUGGCGACGGCACAGACCGAAGCGGAGGAAUGGCGCAAGGAGGUGGAGAAAAUACGCAGCGAAUUGGAAGCGCAGAUCCAAAUAUUGAAGAAUGCGUUGGAGAACUCGGAAGCGGAACGAAAGAUCUGUCAGGAUAAAUGGCAGAAGGAGUUCGAAAUGUUGAGAACACAAAAUCAAGAUCGAGAGGAGAACCUUAUGGCCGAUUGCGAAUGGCAACUGCGCGAAAUACGCUUGCAAGCGAAAGAUAAAACCGAUAAACUGCUGCACGAACGCCAGUUGGCAUUGGAGCGAACGGAGGAGCUGCAUAACGAGUUGGAGGAACGCAAGCAAGAAGUCGAGGGCUUGAAGGUGUACCAGGCGGAGGUGAAGUCACUGCGUGGCGUUGUGGCCGAGCAAGAAUCGGCGAUCAAAACACUCAUGCAACAGAUAGACAACAUAAAGUCCGAACUGGAAACGGCCAACACAAACUUGGAGGAGCAGAUGAAGGCUGUCAAAAAAAUCAAAACUCAUUGUGAUAACGCGCUCUAUGAUAAGGAACGAGAAGUAGUCCAUCGUAUCAGUGAAGUGCGCCAUCAAGCUGCCGUCUUCUGGGAGGACAAACUUUAUACAGAGAUGACAAGACUGAAAACAGAACUCGAAUCCGUUUAUGUGGACGAGCGUCGCGAAGCUCUCGAUAAGCUGCAAGCCGAGCAUAUUGAAGAGCUGCGUGCGCUGACAAACCGCUACACCGCCAAUGAGGAUGAGCUCAGAACUGAGCUCACUGAAGUACAAGAGCGUUUUGAGCGGAAAAGCGAGGAAUUCACUGAGAUGCGAGAUAAAUCUGAUAACAGCCUGCUGCAGAUGCGCAUGCAUUUGGAUCGCGCUGAUCGUGAAUACCAAAAUGCAAUGUGCCGGGAGGAGGAGCGACGGGAGGCAUUAGAAGCGAACCUACGCAAAGAGUUUGAUGCCGAAAGAGAGGAAAUGGAAGAGAAGUUCCGCGAACGCUUAAGCCAGGUGAAGGAGGAAUUUGCGAAGGAGCUACAAGAUGCUACACAGGAAAUGCGACAGAAGCAACAAAAAGAAUUGGAGCAACAAAAAGCUAAACUGCAAGCUGAGAAGGAGGAAGCGCUGCAAGAGCUUUCCGAUCGACAUCGUAAAAAGCUCGCCGCUGUCGAAGAGCAAAUCAACAUUUCUUAUGCGAUUCGUGGUGUUUUCGUAAAUGAUGAAUCAUUUGCAUCAUCAGCAUCGUCAACAUCAUCGUUAGUACUCACUGCCUUGUAUGUGCUUGCGCAGCGGUCGUACCCAUACAUUUUGCCAUCACUGUUUGUGCUUUACUUGACAAUGUCGCCGUUCAUAACAUUAGCAUGCUUGAUAUUGCACAUAAUCGCCAUGUUAUUUAUAAGAUACCGUUAUUUGUUAAAUGGAAAUUGAUUUUACUCACAUAAUUAUAUUUACAUAUGUUACAUACACACAAUAAAAAUUUUUAUUUCAAAUGAGAUUCGGUUAAAUUUUGGGUAUUCAUGGGUAGAAAUGUUGAGAUUCGGUUGAGUUUUUAGGUAUUUAGGCUGGAAAUGUGGAGGUUCGGUUACAUUUUGGGUAUUUAGGGGUAGUAAUGUGGAGAUUCCGUUAAAUUUUGGGUAUUUAUAAGUAGAAAUGUAUAGACUCGGUUAAAUUUUCGGUAUUUCUGGGUAGAAAUGUUGAGAUUCGGUUAAAGUUUUAGGUAUUUAUGGGUAGAAAUGGGGUGAUUCGGUUAAAUUAUGGGUAUUUAUGGGUAGUAAUGUGGAGAUUCGGGUAAAAUGUUGGGUAUUUAUAGAUAUGAAUCUGGCGAUUCGGUUAAAUUAUGGGUGUUUAUAGGCAAAAAUGUGGUGGUUCGGUUACAUUUUGGGUAAUUAUGGGUAAAAAUGUGGAGAUUCGGUUAAAUUUAGGGUAUUUUUAGGUAGAAAUGUGGUGAUUCGGUUAAAUUUUUGGGUAUUUAUGAGUAGAAAUGGGGUGAUUCCGUUAAAUUAUGGGUAUUUAUAGGCAAAAAUGUGGUGGUUCGGUUUCAUUUUGGGUAUUUAUGGGUAGGAAUAUAGUGAUUCGGUUAAAUUUUUGGGCAUUUAUGGAUAGAAAUGUGGAGAUUGUCUCCUUAAACAUCAGUUAUAGGCUUAGAAAUGCUGUCACUUUUCAAAGGUUUCAUUAUGAAUCAGAGUAAAUUUUGAUUUAUUAUUUACUAGGGCAAUACUUUCUCUCCUUCUAAGUAAACCUGCCUUAUUUAAUCCAAAAUAAAUUUAUAAGGCGUCAUAUUGCUGAAAAAUAUGACCAAAUAUAAUACACAUGCCCUAAUAGAAGUGCACAUGUAUUGUAAUAAAAAACGCAAAACAAAAAAUUAAAAAAAAAAAACACUUUCUAAUUUGAACUACUUAGCACAUUUGGUUACCCCGCAUAUUGAACAAGUUCAUACUCCCCCUUAACAUACUCAUUCAUAUUUACCUUCUAAUUAACACUGUUUGAAAAAUAGUAAUUUGUUCCCAGCAUUUAAUUCUUCAAACUCUAACAAAUAUUUCCAAAUUUUUCUGCUAAAAAUACAACAAAACUUUAAACCUAAAAACAACCGACCAAUCGCUACAGAGAAAUUGAACUUCGACACAAACACGAUUUGAAGGAUCUGAAAGCAGCGUACGACACCGAGAAAUCGGCCAUGGACAAGC
Bactrocera neohumeralis is the source of this 7921-nucleotide messenger RNA. Its product is annotated as calponin homology domain-containing protein DDB_G0272472. The transcript has 13 exons. The record is from RefSeq and is a predicted model, not a curated record. NCBI's taxonomy places the organism in Eukaryota, Metazoa, Arthropoda, Insecta, Diptera, Tephritidae. Bases 930 to 6665 code for a protein of 1911 amino acids.